UCUGGCGCAGCGCUGGCUUCGCAUCUAUGGCACGUGUGACGUGACAGAUAUCGGUAUCGCCCAUGACACAUUGUGGUGAGGGAACACACCCUCUCCCACUUAGUGUAUAUAUACACGGCUGUUGAAUAAACGGGGACGCUUUCCGCUCCCCUUGCUUGGAGCCUCUGGUCAUGUCUUGCCUGCGGCACCGCCCGAUACAUGGUGUCAGAAGUGGGAUCAACGCCGACGUCCAGUCUUGGUGAACCGAAGAUUAUACUACAAGACCAGCCCCAUGGACUUCCUGAAGCCACCAGGCCCGCUGAGCUCGGCUGGUGAAAUUGCCAAGAACUGGCAGGCAUUCAAGCAAAGGUUCGAAUUUUUCCUCGCCGCGUCAGAACAGCCAACCGGCAAGCCUCGAACGGAAUCAUGCAAGACAGCACUUCUGCUGAGCGUUGCAGGCGAGGAAGCCAUCGAGAUCUUCAACACGUUCAGCUUUGGUGAAGACGAGAGCAGGAAUGACUACGCCACUGUCAUUGCGAAGUUCGAUGCAUAUUGUGCGGCUCAGCAGAACGAAGUCCAUGAGCGCUACGUUUUCCGUACGCGAGUCCAGGCCCUUGGUGAGCUUUUCGAACCUUUCUUGCGAGACUUAAAGAACCAGGCACGAGCAUGUAACUUUGGCUCCCAAAUGGACGCAAUGAUUAGGGACCAAAUUGUUUAUGAAACUAACGACGAGAAACUUAGAGAAAGGUUGCUGCGGGACACUACGCUGAAUUUAGUGAAGGCUGAGCAGGCUGCUAAAGCAGCUGAAGCGACGGCAGCGCAACAAAAAGUUUGGGCACGAGACGAAAGCCACAUUGACGCGAUGCGUAAGGAACACCCAGGUAAACAAAGUGAGUUGCCCAGGCAUUACAAGUGUCCUAAGUGCGCACGUAUGCACCCGCCACGAAGGUGUCCUGCAUUCGGGAAAACAUGUCGCAAAUGUCAACGCCCCAACCAUUUCGCUAUCUGCUGCAGACGAUUUGCCGAUAUAGGCGAACUUCAGGGCGGUGAAGAUAACUUUGACAUUCUGGACGUGUCAAGCUGCGCACCAAAGCAACACGACUGGACAGUUGUCGGCCAAAUCAAGAACGUACCACUUGAAUUCAAGGUCGACACAGGAGCGCAAGCAAAUCUACUACCUUUCGGUUGCUACCGCAAAAUUCGCCCGAAACCGCCCCUGAAACCAAGCAGCGCGGUGUUGCGUUCGUAUGGCGGAGGGGUUAUCAAGCAUGAUGGCGUCAUUCGUGCAGAAUUAGCACUAGGUGACCGUUGCGCCGUCCUCGACUUCUUCGUGGUGUCCAAGGGGCAUCAGGCCAUCCUGGGCUUACAGGCUAGCGAAAAUCUUGGACUUGUGUCACGCAUACACGCAGUAUCUCGAAACAGUUCCGAGGAAUUCGCAAGAAACUUUCGCCACUUGUUCACAGGAACCGGGUGCGUUGAAAGGGUCUAUCGAAUGGUUCUACGUGACGACGCCACGCCAAUCGUCCAAGCAGCCCGACGAGUGCCGCUGGCCCUACAGGAACCCUUGCGAGAAGAACUGGGACGUAUGGAGCGCGCGGGCAUCAUAACCAAAGUCACCGAGCCCACAGACUGGAUCUACUCCAAUGGAAUCCGGACCAUCACCUGGCGAAGUACUUCAAGGAAGACGACUACGGACAACGUUGCCCGACGUCCGGCCCUGCCCAGGUCGCAGCGUACAGAAGCAUCGUCAGACCGACCGUUGCAGCCGACGACUACCACCACUCAACCCCCGAGACACGGUACGCAUCAGAGAAGGGGAGUGGGCCACCAAAGGUCAAGUCGUUCAAGCUGCGACAUAUCCCCGGUCGUAUAACAUAAUCACUGAGGAUGGCAAAUUCCUGCGGCGCAAUCGGCGACAUCUGCUGCCUACAAGAGAAGCUUUUCGACAAAGAGGCCUUUGUGACUCUGAGGAAGACCUCCGCCAAGGGGCUGCCGGAAGACCUUCACCAUGCAGCAGCAACACUGUCGCCGAGUCACCGGCCACAACUGGCCACAUUACCGCCUCAUCCAACGCUCCUGCAUGCUUGCAGCAGAACCAAGAACCUGCAUUCAGAAGGUCAACCCGAGAGCGAAGGCCCCCACAGAGGCUUACUUAUAAUCGAAGCUUUGUGCAAGUUCCCUAAAUCGCGUUCUCAAUAUUCAUUUCUACUAAUGUUCUUUCCUGUGUUUUUUUUUGCUCCUUUGAAAGAAAAGGGGAUGUAUCGUAUCUGGCGCAGCGCUGGCUUCGCAUCUAUGGCACGUGUGACGUGACAGAUAUCGGUAUCGCCCAUGACACAUUGUGGUGAGGGAACACACCCUCUCCCACUUAGUGUAUAUAUACACGGCUGUUGAAUAAACGGGGACGCUUUCCGCUCCCCUUGCUUGGA
Messenger RNA from Dermacentor albipictus, 2405 nucleotides. The record is from RefSeq and is a predicted model, not a curated record. Lineage: Eukaryota; Metazoa; Arthropoda; Arachnida; Ixodida; Ixodidae.